Molecule: messenger RNA, 2247 nt
Organism: Helobdella robusta
Lineage: Eukaryota; Metazoa; Annelida; Clitellata; Rhynchobdellida; Glossiphoniidae
Exons: 5
Coding region: 1-2247 (748 amino acids)
Biological process (GO): multicellular organism development; negative regulation of MAPK cascade
Cellular component (GO): membrane
Molecular function (GO): protein kinase binding
Source: RefSeq, a predicted model, not a curated record
AUGCAUAUGCAUUUUUUAGGUAUCUCUGGUUAUAGGUUAUUGAGCUAUCAAUCAAAAAUCACUGGGAAACCCCACAGGAAGAUUGUACAGGUGCGUGCCCAGGUGAUGAGAUGGGACAACAGCACUGGACUGUGGGGGCAGUGUGGCGGGGGUGGCCUCAGCCGGGUCUACCUCUUUAGGGUCCUUGGUCUCUUGCUUUUGGGUAAAGAUCCUGAACAGGAGAGCAAAGACCAGGAAAGGGUGGACACAGAUCAGGAAAAAGAAAACAAAGAUAGCGAAAAUGAUCACCAAAUGAAUGUUGAUGGCGCUAAAGUUGAUGUUGGUUUGGGCUUAGAAUCAGGAACAACAUCUGCAGACGACCCCGAUUUGGCUCCUAAGAAAGAUGUCUAUGCAAACUGUGAAGAGGGAUCAUCGCUGUCUAAAGAUGACUCCUACAGCAUCCAGGCCUACAGAAUUGUUGACAGCGCUAUGUUACUAAACUGUAACCUAACCAAAGACCUGGACUAUCAGUGUGCGAACAACAGCAUGUUACAUCACUGGGUGGUGGAUGGUCAAAAAUUUGGGCUGACAUUUCAGUCCUCUUCAGAGGCCAUCCUAUUUAAAGAGGCUGUGCUCCGAGCCCUGGCUCAUCUCAAAUUACACGAUGAUCUUCUGAGAAAAGGUGUUGAAGAUGUUAGGCACUUGAUGAAACCAUCCUUUACUGAAGGUCACAUCAGCUCUAUUAAUAAGAAUUUUGAAAAAACCCAAAGUGGACUGUCAAAAGAUUUUUCAUCAUCUCAGGAUAAAAACUUUGAUAUAUUAAGAAAGCGUCCAUAUCAACAACAACUACUUCAACAUAAGCAGCCACAGCAUCGGCAGCAGCAGCUGCUAUCAAAUCAACGAUUGUCGCAACAUGUAUCCCAAGUACUAAAACUGCAGCCACAACAAAUAGUUCCACCCCCACGCCUACAAACCACUGUGUUGUCGCAUCCAAUCAAACCGCGGGCCAUCACACCACCAUCUUCACCGACAAAUUUCAAUGUUUCGUCGUCGUCGUCAUCUUCGCCACCGAUAGCGCCAUCUCGGGUGCCCCACGGUCGACGUCAACCCUGCAAUAAUCCACCCGUUCCUCCGUCGUCAUAUCAAGUUGCAGCGGAUGUUCAUCGUGAUGUCUUGGUGCAAGGAGGUGCUACGCUGUCCUCUUACAGGCAUCCAGCACAUCUGCCAUAUCAUCUUGAGACGCUCGCAUCCAUCUCAGCAAUACAGGUACCGUCAUUACUACCAUCAUCAUCAGCUACAUCAACCGCGGCAUCAAUCGCGACAUCAACGAUUCCAUUCUCCUCUCCUCUCGUGGCCGUCACAUCAAAAACAUCUACCAUCGCCAACGAGUACAUACCUUCGCCACAACAACGACACCAACAAGUUGAACAGAAGCUCAGUAACUUCUGCUACACAAGCAACGACCAACAACAAAUAUCUACAACACCCAAUCCCAACUUCAUGACAACUGAUGAAUCAGUAAUGAUUGAAUCAACAUUUAGAAGAGGGUCCACAUUAUCUGCAGGUGAGUCCUAUGUUCACUUCACCAAGAACAAUCCAUGCACAGCAACGACCAAACACGACUACAGUUACCCAUCAUUGUUCUCCGUGCAGCACAACCAACCGGGCUGGGGUCGGGCCCACUCGAACCCUCGAAUAUCCUCCACAACCAAACCUCCUCUUGCCUCCAGAUCUAUGGGCAACACCUCAUCAUCUCUAUCCUCGUCACCGCAGCGACAUUCAUCACCACACGUUCUCCUGCCAAAGAGGUCAAAAUCAAAGGGAAAGCCGAGGAGUACUACGGUCUUCAGGUCAAAGUUCACGAGGGCCACAUCUUCCAGCAUGAUGUUGACUUUUGAUACUUCAAACGUUCCCCCUCACACGCCCUCAGCAAAAACCAAGUGCUAUUAUUGCCAGGAAUAUUUUAGCAGUAAAGAUUUUAGCGGAACGAUAUGUCGGGACGCGCCUAACAAAUACAUAAACUGCAUCAAGAAAGUUACGUGCUUCUGUUGUGCGGAGACUGCCAUAUACCAUUGUGCCAGGCCGAACGACGGCGACGAUGGCAACGAGCAGGGAGGAGGCAGUGAUGAGAGAUGCAAAAAAAAUCUGAUAUAUGCACUCGUCUGCUUGUUCGUACCAUGCCUCUGGUGCUAUCCAGUCUUGAAGUCGUCGCAUAACUGCGCCGUGGGCUGCGGUUUCUGCCGUCCCAAGCAUAAACCUACCGUAUGA